Messenger RNA from Apus apus (common swift), 7537 nucleotides. RefSeq names its product sucrase-isomaltase (gene SI). The transcript has 48 exons. The record is from RefSeq and is a predicted model, not a curated record. Gene Ontology annotation, biological process: carbohydrate metabolic process. Bases 17 to 5452 code for a protein of 1811 amino acids. Lineage: Eukaryota; Metazoa; Chordata; Aves; Apodiformes; Apodidae. Gene Ontology annotation, molecular function: alpha-1,4-glucosidase activity; carbohydrate binding.
CCAGAGAGGCUUUAAGAUGUGCAAGAAGAAUUUCAGUGGGCUGGAAGUCAGCCUCAUCGGCCUCUUCUGCCUGGUGGCCAUUGUGGCCUGUGUCCUCAUUGGGCUUUUAGCAUCAGGACAAUCUGGAGUGAAACCUAAGGAAUUUUCACCAGAAUGUCCCGACAUAUUAAUAGCAGAGAGAAUUGACUGCAUCCCGGAUCAAGUAGCAACAAAGAGCACCUGCAAACAGCGUGGCUGCUGCUGGAGUCCCCAGAGUGACACCAGUGUACCCUGGUGUUUUUUCUCUUCAAACCAUGGGUACAAAGUGGAUGGGUCAACAAGAACAACUCGGGCAGGAUUUGAGACCACACUAACAAGGCUGCCAUCACCUUCCCUCUUUGGAAAUGAUGUCGACACUGUCCUCCUCACAGCAGAGUAUCAGACACCAAAUCGCUUCCACUUCAAGAUCACUGAUCCUAAUAAACAACGUUUUGAAGUUCCCCAUGAGCAUGUGCAACCUUUCACUGGAUCUGCAGCCUCUGAUCUAAAGUAUGAAGUGGAGGUGAAGCCCAACCCCUUUGGCAUCGUGGUGACCAGAGUGAGCAAUGGCAGAGUGCUGUUUGAUACUACUAUUGGACCUCUGCAGUAUGCUGACCAGUUUUUACAGCUGUCCAUCAGACUUCCCAGCAAGAACAUUUAUGGUGUGGGAGAGCACGUGCAUAAGCAGUACCGGCACGAUGUGAACUGGAAAACCUGGCCCAUGUUCAGCAGGGAUAUUGGCCCCUCUGGAGCAAUGCAUAACUUAUAUGGAGUUCAAACUUUCUUCCUGUGUUUGGAAGACAACACUGGAGCCUCCUUUGGUGUUUUCCUAAUGAACAGCAAUGCCAUGGAGUUUGCAGUGCAGCCUGCUCCAGCAGUGACCUACAGAACCAUUGGUGGGAUCCUUGAUUUCUAUAUCUUCUUGGGGAACACUCCAGAGGAAGUAGUCCAGGAGUACCUGAAGUUUGUGGGACUACCACUAUUGCCUUCCUACUGGAGCCUGGGCUUCCAGCUCAGCCGCUGGAAUUACGGGUCUCUGGAAGAGGUGAAGAGAGUUGUGGAGAGGAACAGGGCGGUUGGACUCCCUUAUGAUGCUCAGGUCACUGAUAUUGACUAUAUGGAGAAAAAGAAAGAUUUUACUUAUGACAAAGUGAUGUUUCAAGAUCUCCCUAAUUUUGCAUCUUGUAUGCAUAACCACGGACAAAAAUAUAUUAUCAUAUUGGAUCCUGCUAUCAGCACAGAAAAGCUGGUUGAUGGUAGCCCCUAUGGAAGCUACGUCAGGGGAGAGAGCAAAAAAGUCUGGGUUAAUGAAUCAGAUGGAGUGACAACAUUAGUUGGGGAGGUGUGGCCAGGGGAAACUGUGUUUCCAGACUUCACCAACCCAGAGUGCACUAGCUGGUGGGUGGAUGAGUGCAAACGGUUCCAUGGCAUAGUGCCUUAUGAUGGGAUCUGGAUUGAUAUGAACGAAGUAUCCAACUUCAUUCAAGGCUCAAAAAAGGGAUGUGCAGAGAAUGACUUAAACUAUCCUCCUUUCACUCCCAAUAUUCUCGACAGGCUCAUGUUUUCCAAGACGCUUUGUAUGGAUGCAGAGCAGAAGUGGGGGAAACAUUAUGAUGUCCACAGUCUUUAUGGAUAUUCUAUGGCCAUAUCAACACAGAAAGCCAUCCAGACAGUGUUUCCUGGAAAAAGAAGCUUCAUUAUUUCAAGGUCUACUUUUGUUGGAUCAGGAAAGCACACAGGACACUGGCUGGGAGAUAAUGCAGCAACAUGGGAUCAUCUAAGAUGGGCAAUACCUGGAAUGCUGGAGUUUAACCUCUUUGGAUUUCCUUAUAUUGGAGCAGAUAUUUGUGGUUUCUUUGACAACACCACGGAAGAACUUUGCAGACGAUGGAUGCAAGUAGGAGCAUUUUACCCAUUUUCCAGGAAUCACAAUGCAGAAGGUUUCGUGUCUCAAGAUCCAGUUGCAUUUGGACCUGAUUCAGUCUUGGUGAAAACCUCCAAGUAUUACUUGAACAUUCGCUACACUUUGCUGCCCUAUCUGUACACACUCUUCUAUAAAGCUCAUACUCAAGGGGACACAGUCGUACGGCCAGUUUUGCAUGAGUUCUACACUGAUGAAGAGACUUGGGGCAUUGAUAGGCAAUUCCUGUGGGGUCCUGGCCUGCUUAUUUCCCCUGUACUUGAUCCGGGUGUGAAUGAAACUAGAGCAUAUAUUCCUGAUGCAGUUUGGUAUGAGUAUGAUACAGGGGCAAAAAUCUUCAUCAGAAAACAGUGGACUUACCUGCACCUGCCAGCAGACAAAAUGGGACUCCAUUUGAGAGGAGGCUAUGUUUACCCUACUCAACAGCCAGCUAGCACAACAGUUGCAAGUCGCAAGAAUCCAAUGGGACUUAUAAUUGCUCUGGAUGACAACCAAGCUGCUUCUGGGAACUUGUUCUGGGAUGAUGGAGAAUCCACAGGUACAGUUGACAGCAAAGCCUACAUUUACUAUGAGUUUACAGUUUCCAAUAACGUUCUACAAAUGAAUGCUAUAAACAGCAAAUACAUCGAUCCAAACAACUUGAAAUUUGAAGAAAUCAAGAUAUUGGGAGUGCCCCAGGAAGUAAAGACAGUUACUGUAUCUCAGAACAAUGUUGAGGAAAAUUAUCCACUCAAAGUCACCUAUGACUCCCUAGCAAAGGUCGCUCACAUAGCAGGACUUAAACUUGAACUGGGAAAAUCUUACACAGUGAAAUGGACACAACAACAGAGUAUUAAUGAAAGGUUUAAUUGUUAUCCCAGUCCCAAUCCAACACAAGAAAAAUGUGAACAACUCGGCUGUGUCUGGGAACCAGAACCAUCGAACCCUGAUGUUCCAGCCUGCUAUUACAGCUCUGCCAAUGCUUACUCUGCAGACAAAGUAGAAUACACCUCGUCAGGUGUUACAGCCAACCUCAUCUUAAACAGCAACAAGAACAGAGCUAAUGAUAACUUCACUAAACCAAUUAGCACACUGCGCUUGGAGGUGAAAUACCACCUCAACAACAUGCUGCAAUUUAAGAUCUAUGAUUAUCAGAAUGCCCGAUAUGAGGUUCCGGUGCCGCUAAACCUGCCGCGCUCCCCCGCGAGCACGGAGAAGGGGCGGCUCUACGACGUGUCCCUCCAGCUGAAACCUUUUGGGAUUCAGGUUCGGCGCAGAAGCACGGGAGCAGUCAUCUGGGAUUCAGCACUGCCCACCUUCACAUUCAGCGACAUGUUCAUCCAGAUUUCUACCCGCUUAGCAUCCCAGUAUAUCUAUGGAUUUGGAGAGACUGAGCACACCAUGUUUAGACGGAACAUGAGCUGGCACACCUGGGGAAUGUUCACCAGGGACGAGGCUCCUACUUACAAACUGAAUUCCUAUGGUUAUCAGCCAUUUUACAUGGCUCUUGAAGAAGAGGGCAAUGCCCAUGGAGUUCUCUUGCUUAACAGCAAUGCAAUGGAUGUGACAUUCCAGCCGACCCCCGCCCUGACGUACCGCACCACUGGAGGAAUUCUCGACUUCUACAUGGUUUUGGGCCCAACACCAGAACUUGUUGUCCAGGAGUACACUGAACUGAUUGGACGACCUGUCAUGCCACCCUACUGGGCUCUGGGAUUCCAAUUGUGCCGCUUUGGAUACAGCAACGACUCAGAAAUUGCCCAGCUGGUGGAGAGCAUGAAGGCAGCCAGGAUUCCCUAUGAUGUCCAAUAUGUUGAUAUUGACCACAUGGAAAGGCAAAUGGACUUCACCAUCAGCCCACACUUUGCUGGAUUACCUGCUCUGAUUAACAAAAUAAAAGAAGAAGGAAUGAGAUUUAUCAUUAUCCUGGAUCCAGGCAUCUCUGGAAAUGAAACCAAUUAUCCUCCCUUCUCAAGAGGUGUGCAGGAUGAUGUGUUCAUAAAGUGGCCCAAUACCAAUGACAUCAUAUAUUCCAAGGUCUGGCCGUUUCUUCCCAAUGUACAAAUCAAUGAGUCACUGCCUCUGCCCACCCAAAUACAGCUCUAUGGAGCACAUACUGCUUUCCCAGACUUCUUCCGCAAUUCCACAGUGAACUGGUGGAAGAGAGAAAUCCUGGAGUUCUACAACAAUCCCACCGACCCCUCGAGAAGCAUCAAGUUUGAUGGCCUGUGGAUUGACAUGAAUGAACCAGCAGCUCUUAUGAAUGGUGCCAUUGGUGGCUGCAGAAAUGACCUCCUCAACAUGCCACCAUACAUGCCACAUUUGGGAUACAGGUCAGAUGGAUUAACUGUCAAAACUCCAUGCAUGGAAGGCCAACAGUAUCUUCCAGAUGGCACCCCAGUGAGACACUAUGAUGUCCACAGUCUUUAUGGAUGGUCACAAACAAAACCUACCCUAGAAGCUGUGCAAAGUGCCACCAAGGAGCGUGGGAUCGUUGUCAGCCGCUCCACGUACCCCAGCAGCGGCCGGUGGGCAGGACACUGGCUGGGUGACAACACGGCAGCUUGGGAUCAGCUAGCCAAGUCAGUCAUUGGUAUGAUGGAGUUCAGUCUCUUUGGAAUAUCUUAUACAGGAGCUGACAUCUGUGGCUUCUCCAAAGACUCAGAGUACGAGCUGUGCGUUCGCUGGACGCUGCUGGGCGCCUUCUACCCAUACUCGAGGAACCACAAUGAGAAAGUAACCAGGAGGCAAGAUCCUGUUUCCUGGAACUCAACAUUUGAGGAUAUUUCCAGGAAGGUGCUGAACAUCAGAUACACCCUGUUGCCCUAUCUCUACACAUUACUGUACGAAGCCCACGCCCACGGCACCACUGUGGUCCGCCCCAUGCUCCAUGAGUUUGUGGAAGACAGAACCACCUGGGACAUCUAUGAGCAGUUCCUCUGGGGCCCUGCACUGCUCAUCAGCCCUGUGAUGCAAAAGGGUGCUGUGGCAGUGAAUGCUUACAUACCCGGGGCCCGCUGGUACGAUUACUACACAGAUGAAGACAUUGGCUUUAGGGCACAAUUCAAAGUUUUACCAACUCCUUUGGACCACAUCAACCUGCAUAUCCGAGGGGGACACAUCCUUGCUUGGCAAACACCUGCUAACACAACUUAUUACAGCCGGAAGAACCCGCUGGGCCUCACUGUGGCUUUGAAUGACAACCAGUUUGCAGAAGGACAGCUGUACUGGGAUGACGGGGUUCGCAUCGAUGCAUAUGAAGAUGGUGUGUAUCUGCUAACAUCAUUUACUGCUAAUAAGACUGUUUUAGAUAUCCAGGUCUCCCAUCAUGGCUACACUGACCCAAACAACUUGAAGUUCACUGAGAUUAAAGUCCUGGGAGUUCCCACCAGUGUCAAGCAGGUGACCGUGUCACAGAACGGCGGGACCAUCCCCUCCUCUCAUAUCAUGAACUACAACACAGCCAAGAAGCUCCUGACAAUCACCAAGCUUCAGCUGGAAUUAGGCAAAAACUACACUGUGCAGUGGAGAUAAAAUGCCUGCAAACUGACACUGGCCAAACUGCUGAAUCUUCUCAUUGUUUCAAGACCAUCUCUCAUUUUUUCAGUUUUCAGAGUGUCAUCUUGAGAAUACUUUUUACUAAACAACCAUACCAGUUACAGUCAGUUCCUAUCAAGGUAUGAUGUGUAUAGAACAGAUACGUUUCAGUGUUGCUGGAGGCCAACUACAAGGUCUCCAGGUGGUGCACAAAUCUGUGUUUUUAACAGUGUAACUUCAUCUUUCAAAACUGAGAACUGAAUUCAAACUCUGUGUUUUCUCAGAGUAGAAUUUCUGGCUGACUUAAUCCUUGCCAAAUUUUGUAAAAAAAGAUGUUUUUGGUGUUACCUACAUGGAUUUGGGGCCAUAAUUCUGCCCAGAUUUCACUUUCAUCUUACUUUUAAUUAUGCCUAUCUAAGUCACUGCAACAGAGAAGUAUUUGAGGCCAGACCAAGCAGAAGUAAAUGUUUUCAGAAUAUUGAUUUAGCAUGAAACUAUGUUUCAAGUUGUUGAUCCAUAAAAUACUGAGGUACUUGCAAAAGUCAUUUGAAGGUGGUUUUUGUUUGUUUUUUCUUUAUGACUUUAGCCAGACAUUUAUGUUCCCUUGUGUUUUGAUCCAAAGUUGUACAAUUAAACCUGAAGUGUCAAGGUUAACUAGUGAAUGUUGGCCCCUGAGUGUGGAUUUCACUAUGGGAAAUGUUGCUCUAUAUUUACUAUAAUAGUAAUUCAUGUUAAAGACUCUUUGUACCCCAAGAGUGCAGCAUGUGAUCUAAACAGAUUGGUAAAGCCUGUUUAAAAUUAAAUUUGAUGGGCAGAAACUGCUGUCAGAGGCAGCAGUAACCUUUAGUGACUGUGCUAAGGAUUCAUUUAAAGGAUUCUUCCUGCUUCCAAAUUUUGUAGUAAACCAGCUGAGUAGCCAACAUCUCAUGAAUUGUUACGAAUUUCUGAUCGAUGAUGGAUUGAAAUUGAAACUUUAAAAAUUAAUCCAAUGGGACAAAACACACCUAAUUAUCCUACGUGGGAAGGAUGUGUUUAAAUACACAUCUGGUAUGUGCUACACAUAGACAAUUAGUAAGUGCAUGUGUAAGUGUAAACACAUGCACACACUAUAUAUAUUCUUUAAAUUAUUAAUAUUUUAAAUUCUAUUAUGUAAAGGUUUUUAAACUUACUAUAGGGUUGUUCUCAAAUUCAGAGUAAUUUCAGCUGAAGUUUUAAUGCAUUCCAGGCAUUAUGCACACAAUAAUCAUUAUGUAAUAAGCAAUUCAGAAAUGCUCUCUGACCAGUGGUUCCCUUUUAAUAAACUCAUGAGACCUUGCAGGUGGAUAUACUGCACCAUUUCAUCCCACGGAUAUAACCCCUGGAAUUCAGGGUCAGGACAUAAAGCAGCUGAUACUAAUAAAUUCCAGCUCUUUUAAAAACUUGAAGCCAUUUGCACUGAGCACUUGGUGCAGGAAAGGCAAAGAAAAGAGACAUUCAGGCAGAACGGUCCCAAAAGUAAUUUUUAGCAACAUUAUUUGCUAUAAACUGUGCCUUAAAAAUACCACAGGGAUGGAGAAGAGCAAAGAACCUGGUCUAGAUGAGUCCCUCCAGGUCUGUGGCUUUCUUUGCUGGCAUGGGAAGAGCUGAGCUGGAGGAUCUGCUGCAUAACACAGAACAUGUCCAGCCUCUUUGUAGAGUGAGGAUCCAUCACUUGGAUGGAUCACUUGGAAAAAAACCUUGUACCUUGUUUUGGUAUUUGGAUAAACGUCUAGGACUGAGGAGCACAAAGUGCUGGUUUGAAUCCAGAAGAGCUGCUGCCUAAAAAUUACAGAACUUGGAUGGCUUGUCUUAUUUCCUCAUGAACAGAAAUGAAGUGGGGAGUAACACACUGUGACUUGCCAUGGACGUGUUUGACAUGGACCCAGCAAAUGGAAAUUGAGAAGAAUCUUUCUCAGGUCCAACCCUUUUGCUUCCUUCACUUUGUCGUUGCUUUCACUAAUAUAUUUAAUUCUGUUAAUGUUUUUAAUGCGUAAGAAAAUAAGUAGCAUUUUUAAACAAUAUUUACACCAUCAAGUUUAUCUUUAAUAAAUAUCUGUACUGACA